AGAAAGAACCGUGGGAGACUCGGCGACGACAAGGGGAUAGAGAGGAAGCGACGGAGGGGCGAUGGGGGAGGAGACGAGCGUACCCCUCGACUCCAACCUAACGUCGUCUUCUUCCGCUCGAUUCUUCGGCCUCUUGAAUCAGCCCGAUUCCGACCCCUACCCUAACCUCGAGUUCGAUGAGAGCGACGUUGUCUGGUCCUCCUCCUUCUCCUCCGCCUCCGAACUCUCCUCCGGCUCCUCCUCCCCCUCUGCCGCCGGCCUACCUUCCUACUCGCCGUCCGAAAGCUACCGCCACCGACGGUCCGAAACCAGGUCCUUCGUGCCGGAAAGGUCUGGCCUUUCGGCGGCGCUAGCGGAGGACAGCCUGCCCCUCGUGCGGCAGAGGCGGCGGGCGGCGGCGGCGGCUCGUGGGAGCGUGUCAGUUCCGGUGCCGGCUGGGAGAGCGGGCGCAGAGGAGGCCGGGGGAGGGAUGGGGAUGGGGAUGGGGAAGGGUUUCCACCAGUCGGCACCGGUGAACGUUCCGGCAUGGCCGAGCUGGAGGAGGGGGAGGAGGGUGGAAGCGGAGGACGGGGAAGAGGAAAGAGGGGAAGAGGAGGAGGAGGAGGAGGAGAUGGUGCCGCCGCACGUGAUCGUGGCGAGGUCGCACGUGAUGACGUUCUCGGUGUUCGAGGGCGUUGGGCGGACCCUCAAAGGGAGGGAUCUCCGGCGGGUGCGGAACGCCGUCUUACAGAAGACCGGCUUCCUCUGAGGAUCGUUAUGUUCUCUCUUCCCUCCUCUCUCUUGUACUCGCUUCUUUUUUUUUUUUUUUCCUUUUUUUGCCUUCUUUCUUCCUGAUUGGUGUGGGCUUUGUUGUUAUUGUAUUUUUAGAUGUCUUGCUCUUUUGGUAGAUCGGAAUGAAGCAAGAUUUCUACUUUGCUAUGUAAUCAUCAUUUAGUUUUAUUAUCCAUUGGAUAUUGUAUGUAAUCAUGGUUUAGUUUAGAAUCAAAAAGGUGCAGGUUGUCUUUGUUUUAGUCAUUUUAAUACGUUUUGUUAUACCUGUUUGGUAUUGUUUUUGUUUUCAAAAAUUAAAUAAGAAAGUUGAACUGGACUGAACA
Molecule: messenger RNA, 1094 nt
Organism: Elaeis guineensis (African oil palm)
Lineage: Eukaryota; Viridiplantae; Streptophyta; Magnoliopsida; Arecales; Arecaceae
Source: RefSeq, a predicted model, not a curated record